Trachemys scripta elegans is the source of this 2531-nucleotide messenger RNA. It is a transcript of the gene HOXD8, whose product is annotated as homeobox D8. The coding region runs from base 633 to 1418 and encodes 261 amino acids. The transcript has 2 exons. Gene Ontology annotation, cellular component: nucleus. NCBI's taxonomy places the organism in Eukaryota, Metazoa, Chordata, Testudines, Emydidae. Gene Ontology annotation, molecular function: DNA-binding transcription factor activity, RNA polymerase II-specific; RNA polymerase II transcription regulatory region sequence-specific DNA binding. Gene Ontology annotation, biological process: regulation of transcription by RNA polymerase II. The record is from RefSeq and is a predicted model, not a curated record.
CUUCCCCAAGUCUCCCCUUUGGUUCCCUUGUCCCGUGUGUUACACGGGCCUGCGCGCUGCACGUUAGCCCUACCAUUGAAUGUGGAAGAGGCACGUUAGCCCUUGGCAGAGCUGCCUGUUUAUGGCAGGCGUGGGUGUCUCUGUGUCUCAGGGCAGGCGUCUGGCCCCCAGCGCGCUCAGCCAUUGGAUCAGCCCGCCCCGCAGUUAUCUGGGCCGAUCUCUCGGCCUGCUCCGCGGGGUUUUAAAUAUGCGCUUUCCGAGCACACCCCGGGGGUGCAGGUGGCGGGGGCGGGGAGGGGGGUAUUUGCGCUGUGCCUCGGGAGCGGGACGUGCCAAGCGAGGCCGAAGCUCCCCCUGCCCAGGAGCGCGUGUGCGUGUGUGUGGGGCCGCGGUGUGUGCCUGAUAGGAAACCGUAAAAGCAGCGAGGCAGGUCAUUCGGGGAGCGAGUCCGUCCCAGCGCUGGGCACCGCCGCCGCGCAGAGCAGCAGCCGGACGGCAGCGGCGCCGCCAGCAGCGCAGAGCAGAGCGGAGCGGGCCGGGGCGGCCGCGGCAGCCCCUCCCGGGGCCUGGGCCCCCUGCCCCGGCUGCUGCUGCUGUGCUGGCCGCGGGCCCCCUCCCCGCGGGCAGCGCCCAUGAGCUCCUACUUUGUCAACCCGCUGUACGCCAAGUACAAGGCGGCGGCGGCGGCGGGCGAACCCCUGGGCCCCGCGUACUACGACUGCCCCUUUGCGCCCGAGCUGAGCGGCCGCCACGCCGCCGCCCUGCUUUACGGGACCAGCGCGGCCGCCGCGGGCUUCCAGCCGCACCCCGGGCCCGGCGGCGGCGGCCCAGACUAUUACCUGCAGGCCGGGGGGAGCCCCGCGGCUGCCUACCAGCCGCCUCCUCCCCCCGCUCCCGCGCCGCCUCCUCCUGCCCCCUGCGGCGGGAUUACCUGUCACGGGGAGCCCGCGAAAUUUUACGGAUACGAUAAUUUACAGAGACAGCAGCUUUUUACGACCCAGCAAGAGGCCGAGCUGGUACAAUAUCCUGACUGUAAAUCGUCCAGUGCUAAUAUUGGCGAGGAACCAGACCACUUAAAUCAGAGCUCGUCUCCCGCUCCAAUGUUCCCCUGGAUGAGACCGCAAGCGCCUGGUAGGAGGAGAGGAAGACAAACAUACAGUCGUUUCCAGACGCUAGAGCUGGAAAAGGAAUUUCUGUUUAACCCUUAUCUGACACGGAAGAGAAGGAUUGAGGUAUCCCACGCGCUAGGACUCACCGAGAGGCAGGUAAAGAUCUGGUUUCAGAACAGGAGGAUGAAAUGGAAAAAAGAAAACAACAAGGACAAAUUCCCAGCUUCCAGGCAGGAGGGAAAGGAAGGGGAGGCCAAAAAGGAAGCACAUGAUCUGGAAGAAGACAGAGCUGAAGGCCAGACGAAUUAAGUUUUGCCUUUAAACAUUAAUAAAAGAUUAUUGAAAAUAACGAUCCACAUAUGCUGGGAAACACGGCCGGUUUUCUUUGUUGCAAAGGUCCUUAGUGUGUUUCAAGCUAUCCUAUGUCAUUAGGCUUGACGUUUCUGUGCUUUGUGUUUUUUGGCUUUGUUUUUACUGUAUCAAGCACAAUCUCUAGCUCACUUACUCUUAUUUACAUGGAAAUUUGAUACCGAAUUUGUAGCAAUAUAUUUUAUUGUAAUUUUCCAAUGUUUAAAAGAUGGUGAUUACUGUCAACGACAUAAACUUCCUAAUGAUAAGUACCAAUAAGUGAGACAUAUAAAAUGCUUUAUUAAUCAGAACAAGUGCACUUGUACUAUUUUAAACUUUUUCCUAUAUUAUGUUGAGUAAGUUAAAGAAAUCUAAUAAUUUUGAAGAAAUUAUCUUAUUAAAAUAUUUACCUUCUAUUAUUGCUAUUGAUUAAAAUAAACAUAAUUUUAUUCAAAUGUAAUACUUAUCAGUUCUCUUAUCUCCCCUUUGUAAUUUAUUGGCUCGAUAACCUUCUGGAGCUCUGCAAUUUCCGUAACUUUUUUUCCUUUCAUCGUUUCUCACUAUAUGUGGUAUUGCUGGGAGAGCUUAAGCCAAAUAUUUCGAAAGAACAUAGCCGAAAAACGGCAUUGUUUUAAACAAAGAACAGGUGACCUGAAGUCUAUGGAAACUGCGAUAGCCACAAGGGUUUAAAAAGAAAAAAUAGGUUUUAUCUUGUUCCGGCUGAGUCAAUGGAAGCUUGUCAUUGAUUUCAAUGGUAGCAGACUUUUAAUUUUUUGCUAUAUUUGAGAGAAAGAACUUUGUGACAAUUAAAUCGUCUAUUGAGUGAAUACUUGAAAGGCCGAUGAUAUAAUUCAGGUCUGAUCCUGCAUUUCUAUUAUACGUAGUCUCUUGAAGUCAUUGGGGGUUUGGGGUGAACAGGUAAUGCAGGAUCGGGUCCAUGCUAAUUAACUCUCCAACACUGCUAUUGUUUCACAGUUACUAGAAACCAUUCAUCUCACCAUGAAUUUUCCUCGUAUUUUCAUUUUCAGCUGCUGUUGUAAUUUUCAUAAAUUGCAUGGUAUUUGUCCAUUUUCC